UCAUAACCCAAACCAAAAUAACGACCAAUAAUUCUCGUCAUCCAUAUAAUCCAUCGUGUGGCAAAUAUUCGCAAAAGAAAAAAAAAGGAUUCAUUAAUUGUGGCAAAGAGAGCACACAAAAUCCACACACCCGCUCAGAAACAGAGGCUCUGCCCGAAGCGGGUGGUUGUCCUGGUCUGCCAAUGUGGCAGCUAACCAAUCUUCAUCGUGUGGACGUUACCAAUCUCCCUUCCUCCCUAAGCCAAUCCUCAAAAUUACCCAAUUUCCUGAUCACUCGUACUCCCACUAUAUAGUUCCUCACUUCAUCCCCUCCUCAUCACUGGUUCCCCAGAGCUCUCAAUCUCCAACAAGUUCACUCACUCACUCCAAAUCAUGGCCGCAACCGCCAUCUCCACCGUCGGCGCCGUCAACCGGGCUCCGUUGGCUUUGAACGGGUCGGGUGCCGGGUCAUCGGUGCCGACCUCGGCUUUCUUCGGGUCGACCCUGAAGAAAUUGGGGGGAGGAGUAAGGUCGUUCCCCAAGUCCGGGUUCAAGGUGGUCGCGGCGGCUGUCCCUGAGGACGUGGACGAGGAGAAGCAGACGGAUAAGGACAGAUGGGGACACCUGGCGACGGACAUGUCCGACGACCAGCAAGACAUCACCAGAGGGAAGGGGAUGGUGGACAGUCUCUUCCAGGCUCCGCAGAUGGCCGGGACUCACUACGCCGUCAUGAGCUCCUACGACUACAUCAGCAAGGGCCUGCGAACGUACGUAAUUCCUCUACUACACUAAUUACUCUGUUUUGUGUUUGUUUUCCUUUUUUGUUCAUAUGACUCGUCUUCUCGCCUAUUAUGGUGGCUAAUCUAGGUGACGUUGCAAUUUUAUGUUUGGAUAGUCUUCUAUUUACGGCAAUCAUUUCUAUGUUAAAUGACUAAUAAAAGGUUAAGCGACAAUCUGCAUGCUUUCUUUCAAUGAAUACAAUAAUCUACAUGUGUAUAGACUUGUCUUGUCUAUGUCCUCCGUGUUAUAGUGUUUGGAGUAAGUAAGCCUAGGAUAUAUUGAGGAUAUGAAUUAAGAUGUUUACUCUCUAUAGUCUAAGGAGUGUGAUAGGGACCAAAUCGCUUGGAUCUGAGUAGUAUUUGUUAGUAAGUGGUAUAUGAUUCAUAGUUAAAUAUUUCCGACAAUUUCAGUUAUUGUGUAAUCAACUAGUUUUUGACAUGGUUAGACAUGGUAAUGGGUUGACUUAUUGGACAUUUCGACCCAGUUGUUAUGAUCCAAAUGAGUGUUAGGUCAAAACCAAAUGGACCCAUAUGUAUUUUUAAUGGUUUCGAAUUUGAAUUGGGUUUCAAUUAGUUCCUAUUUUAGUCAAUUCAUUUGGGUUAACCACAAAUUGGUCUAGUUGAGUCUAAAUGAUUGUAUGUACCAAAGAACAAUAUCAACAAUUUUAUUAAACACAUUCAACCCAAUUAUACACUUUUAAUAUAUGUGUCUCCAGUCCACCUUUUUAUUUGUCUCAUAAUUAAAAAUAAGACAAAAAUGACAUUAUAAUCGGAUGCCAAUUUCUUUUAUACUUCCAAUACUAUGACUCCAAUUUAAACCUACACGAAAAAAUUGGAUAUGAGUAUGUCCCAAAAGUAAAAUUACACAAACUGGAUUUGAAACCUAAUAAGUUGUGUUUGGGCAAUACCCAAAGAUUGAUGAGUCUUUUUAAUUGCUAUUCCCUAAACAUGUUAUGAGAGUGUUAUGUGAUUGAGAGAUUUUCUUACUGUAUUAAAAGUGUGUUACUCAAGUUAUGGUGAUCCUCGUUUGACGAAAUGUGUUAAUCGAGCUAUUGAGAACAACUAGUUUUUUCACCGUAUUAAGAGUGUGGUAAUUCGAAGGCUCAGCAAGUGGUCAUUGUCACUGAUAGUUGGUUGUGCCAUACGUUGGCAGAUACGAUUUUGACAACACCAUGGGUGGUUUGUACAUUGCCCCUGCUUUCAUGGACAAGCUCGUCGUCCACAUCACCAAGAACUUCUUGAACCUCCCUAACAUUAAGGUUCCCCUGAUCUUGGGUGUCUGGGGAGGCAAAGGUCAAGGAAAAUCCUUCCAAGCUGAGCUCGUCUUCGCCAAGAUGGGAAUCAACCCAAUCAUGAUGAGCGCCGGAGAGUUGGAGAGCGGGAACGCCGGAGAGCCAGCGAAGCUGAUCAGGCAGAGGUACCGUGAGGCCGCCGACAUCAUCAAGAAGGGGAAAAUGUGCUGCCUCUUCAUCAACGAUCUCGACGCCGGUGCCGGCCGUAUGGGCGGGACCACCCAGUACACGGUCAACAACCAGAUGGUCAACGCCACCCUCAUGAACAUCGCCGACGCGCCCACCAACGUCCAGCUCCCCGGCAUGUACAACAAGGAGGAGAACGCCCGUGUCCCCAUCAUCGUCACCGGUAACGACUUCUCCACCUUGUACGCCCCUCUCAUUCGUGACGGGCGUAUGGAGAAGUUCUACUGGGCCCCGACCAGGGAGGACCGAAUCGGAGUAUGUACCGGUAUCUUCAGGACCGACAAUGUCCCGAAGGACGAUAUCGUCAAGCUCGUCGACGCCUUCCCUGGCCAAUCCAUCGAUUUCUUCGGGGCGCUGAGGGCUAGGGUGUACGACGACGAGGUGAGGAAGUGGAUCUCAGGAGUGGGAGUGGACACGAUCGGGAAGAAGCUGGUGAACUCCAAGGACCCGCCGCCGACGUUCGAGCAGCCGACGAUGACAUUGGAGACGCUGAUGGGGUACGGGAACAUGCUGGUGCAGGAGCAAGACAAUGUGAAGAGAGUGCAGUUGGCUGACCAGUACUUGAACGAGGCUGCUCUUGGCGAUGCCAACAAGGAUGCCAUGGAGAGCGGGACUUUCUACAGUUAGAUCCAAAAGCGGGUGACUUUGAUCCAAACUGCAAGGAGUGAUGAUGGAAGCUGUUGCCUUUAUCAGUUCUGAAUUUGUGAAAUUUUAAGGUCCUUUUUUUCUGCUUCUUCUAGGAGGGGUUUGUUGGGCGGAUUUGCAGAGGAUCAAGGGCUGUAUGUUACGUUAUAUCCCUUCUUAUUUACGGAUUGGUGUUUUUUUUCUUCUUCUUUUUCUUCAUGUAUUCAAGAAAACAUAUAUUAAUGUUGUUAAUUAUGUUCUUCUCUUCGUCUUUAUGGAUUCUCUUUCGUUCUUUUUUGUACUUGUUGAUGUUUCGUUGAUCGGGAUCUAAAAUGAGUGUUGAUCACUAUACACUUCUUAA
Linum tenue is the source of this 3221-nucleotide messenger RNA. The record is from the annotation of a GenBank genome assembly. Lineage: Eukaryota; Viridiplantae; Streptophyta; Magnoliopsida; Malpighiales; Linaceae.